UUUAAUAUUUUAUAGUUCAUUUCUCGCUUUAAAAAUCGUUAUCAUAUAAAGUAAAGUCAGCUGUAUGUUCGGAUAUCAUGAUAUUAAUUAUAUAGGGCUAUGUCAAGGUUUCGCUCAAAUUUAUCUAUUUUAGGCAUAAAGUUAACCUGUUAUAAGUAAAAUACGCUCUUUUAUUUUCAUUGAGGUAACUCAAAUAUUUGCCGAUAUAUGCGGGAUAAAGUCAUCUGGAAGGUCGAAAAUCUUUAUACAAUAUGUGGUAUAUGACUAAGGGCCCGAUUCAGUCUAUUUUUGAUAUACAGGCAUACCAUUCUCAGAUUAUCUCUGAAUUUCGAUUGUACACUCACCGAUAUUUUCGGUCAGAAGUCAACAAUAGAUACUGGAGUCUACGUUUCCGAUAUUUAGGGCUUGAACAGUUUUAGUUGGAUAUGAGGAAUUUUUGGUCAUAAGGUGACAUACUAAAAGAGAGUUUUAGUUUUAAUUUAUAUCUCGUUAUAUAGUACUAAUUUCUUCGUGUUUGUAUAAUGGUAUUUAAUGAAUAGCGAUUCCGCUCAUUUUCGCAAUGUGACAUAGAAAUAUGAGAAGAAUGCAAUGUACUAAAUUUAGACGAACCAUCUCGGAGCUUACCCAGACGGACAGACACACGGAUAGACAGGCAGACAGUCACCCGGAUCUUAUACCCUGUUGCAGCAGGAUGCAAGAGUAUAAAAAUUCGACCCGCAGUACAGGUUUUGCACGUAUAAGCACAUAUCCCUAAACUCCAAUAAUGAAAGUGAUUACAUAGUAUUAUAAGUUGUUAAAUGUGUAAUGAGCCAUUAAUAUUAUUACACAAUAAUAAAUCUAAGGGGUACAUGACAAAUAAUGCAAUAAAUAAAGAAACCGUAACAUAACUGAAUUUCGCAUUUUAUUUGAUAAGGGGGUGCUUAACAUACACACAUACUUAUGCAUUUGCACGUGCUAGACCCACCCUUUUUAUUAGCGAACCGGAAAUACACGAAAAUAACACGCUGUUUUUGUUUUUUUGAGGUUAAUGUUGUUGAAUGUAAUCAUAAUGUAAAGAAAUUUUUAUAAAAAUUAAAGUUCUUAUAAAAACCAUAAAACUAACGAUCAACAGCUUUGUAAGUCUAACAGUUGUUUGUAACUCUUAAAAGUAAUCGGAACAGAUAAAGAGUUAUAAAUAUUUUUGUAUAAAUAAUCAGGAUGGCGAGACGAAUUAAACUCCGAGCGACUGUAGGUCUGUGCAAGCGAUAACUGGAGUAAGCUUUGAUAUAUAUCUUGAAGAAAUUUGGGGCAUGUAUUGCUUGGCACUAUAAGAGGGUUGGUAUUGGACAAUUGAAACGCCCACAAAAUACUGUAAAGCCUAAAUUUGAAAAGUUUUUUUUUAAUUUAAUGUGAAGUUCAUGAAAUUUAUUUUAAAAUACAAUCGGUUUAAUGUCUUAUUUAACAUCUUACAAGCCAUUUAAGUUGAAUUUUCUGGAACUACACCUAUUGAGAACUAGUUCUCAUAUAAGUAACAGUGCUGUCGAUAACUGCUGAAAGUACGAUAUUUCAGUAAAUAAAUAUGACAAAAGCAUUAAACUUCACAUUUUAAAUGAAAUUUAUGUUUAAGGUAGACACCAAAUAUAUAUAAACAUAUGUUCUUUCCGUAAUUUGGUCGAAUAGUUACUUAGAGUAUUCCAUCAAACUCAUAAAUGCCUCAUAAAAUUCAUAAACUCGUAAAAUUCUGUGCCUUAUAAAUGAGCUGUCAAAAUUUGUAUGAAAAAGAGUUUACGCGUUUCGUAUAAAACUAUGAGGCAAAAUCGACGGGUAUUUGCUUCAUAAACUGAUAUUUUACCUAUUACGCGGCUUUUAUACGAAUGAAAAAAAAGGAGCGUUCCAAAAAACUAAAGCGUCAAUUUUUGAACUUAUACCCUAACUAUUUAAUUCUCCCACAACAUUGUUAUACUCCCGCAUUAUGUUGGUACAGAGUAUAAUAACUUUGUUCACCUAUUGGUUGAUUUAACUGCUCGGAUUAGGCAAGUUGAAGUUUAAAAAUCUUUUAAAAUUGGAUGUAUUGGCUUCGCAUUUUUAUUACUUGUAUGUACAAACCUCAAAAACUAUUAACUAUCAACAUCAUUUGCUCGUGACAAAUUUUUUUCGCCACCUCCUUCAAUAAUAUGAAAAUAGGCGAAAUUGGAUGAUAACUUCUGCGCCUUCCCUUACAACGGUUUGGAUGUUAAAUAUACGAAAAAUAAAGAUUUACCAUCAGAAGGUCAAAAAAUUGGACAUUGAUAGUGGCACCUCCCAUCUUUUGUGAAAUAUUACUUUACCAAUUUCACGUUUUUUUCAAUUUCUAAAGCAAUAUCGUGAAAUUGGUCGAAGUGGACUACAAUCACGUUUACUUUCUAUAUAUUCCAAUAUCCAAUUCAAAGUUUUUUUUUCAUUUUAGAGCAUAUAAAUCGAAAAAUAUUGACCUUAUCGAAAAAAGUUAUCUUUAUAUUAAGUCUGUGUGUCAAAAAAAAAUAUUAAAAAAUAAAAUGGGUCAAGAUUACAGAUUUUUGAAUUUAGAAUUGAGUACAUAUCCUUGUACUCGUAUCAAUCAAAGUAAGUAGGAAAAUCUUCUUAUAUAUAUAUAUGUAUAUAUAUAUAUAUAAAAUUAAGUGGCAAAACUUCCUGUUCGCAUACUCCUCCUAGACGGCUUGCCCGAUUUCAAUGAAAUUUUCAGGUGUGAUUGGGGUCUGUUUGGAGGGUGCACAUAAGAAAUUUAAUGUGUGUAUCAUUGCACGUUUUGCAAAAAAUACAUCCGCCUAUACAAAUUCUCAUGAAAUAAUGUUUUGCCGCAAGAUUGGCAGUCCUGUCAAAUGCCUUUUACUAAUAAAAAGAAACAACUGGCGGAUGUUUACAAUUAAUAAAAAAAAAAACAUUGACAUCGCAUGUUGAUCGUUUUUUCUAUGGAUGACUGCCAAGCUAACAAGACAUACAGAACGUAAGUGUUCCGAAUGCACUGAGUGUAUCAAAGAAAAUGUUUCAACAUUAUGUGUAUUUUUCUCAGAUUUCAACGUGAUUAACAUUCUGCGUACUACGCAAAGCAAGUGAGUAUUGUUGUUGUUUCGUAUGUGAUGCCAUGCGGUUCGAUUGUCGCUUGAAAAUGCGCGGUGUGUGUAAAAAAAAGUGUUUCAACAUUGUGUGUUUUUUCAAGAUUUAAUUCCAUCGAUUUGCUACAUUUAUUCGAACCGAUUUUGUGUUUUUCUGCUGACCGUGCAACACACACAAAGCAAGUGAGUAUUGUUAUUGUUUCGUAAGUGCUUCUAUGCGGUUUGCAAAUAUACUGUUUGUGGGUCUUAUUGCAUAUGCGUGUGGGUAAAAUAUAUAGUUUAAGAUGUAGUUUUAGGUUAAUUUUUCCAUUUUUAUUUAUGUACUUCAAAUAUGUAUACUCUAGAAAAUGCCUCGACUACGCCAACGUAAUACGGUUGGCAGGCAUACGAGUGAUUCACGUCGAAUGUCAAUAUCAAGAAGAAAUCAAAGCGAAGAGCAACGCGCUGAAGUGAAUGCCCGAGGUAGAGCGGUGUACAGAGAGCGGCGGGCACAGAUUAGAGCCGAAUUCGCCGACAAACAACGGCCAAAUUACCGUCAAGGCCGAGUUCCGCUCCGCCUUCGCGAUCAAAUGGAACAUGUUGGCUUUCACUACGAUCCUGACUGCGACUACAGCCUGCAAGGUGCCAUUGGAGCAAUGGGUAUUAUUUGUACGCAUUGCAAUGCAGCGAAGUUUCGAGGAGAAACAGCUGGCAUGUGCUGCUCCAGUGGCAAAGUGAAACAGCCUGAAUUGGAACCGCCACCAGAACCUUUACAUUCCUUGCUCACUGGAGAAUCGCCGACGUCUAAGCAUUUCUUGCAGAUCAUACAAGCAUACAAUUCAUGCUUUCAAAUGACAUCUUUUGGUGUCACAAAGAUCAUUAGAGAUCCAUUUAUGCCGAUGUUCAAGGUGAUUACUUUGCAUGGAAUUUCCAGUGAAACAUUUGACAUUUUUAUUCUACAGAUUCAGGGACAAAUAUACCAUCGAGCAGGCUCGCUCAUACCAUUUGCCAAUGGUAACUAUCAAUUUUUGCAAAUAUAUUUCAUCGGUAAUGAAACUGACCAACUAAAUCAACGAUGUAAAAUUGCGACCGGCACAAGGCGAGAAAUCGUACUAAAUUUUCAAAGAUUUCUUCAUGAACAUAAUGAAUUGAUUCGAUUGUUCAAAAUCGCAUUGGACCGCAUGCCGUCUGAUAACCAUCGAAUCGUCAUCAGAGCAGACAAAAUGCCGAUGAGGCAGCAUGUCAGACGAUUCAACACACCAACAAUCGAUGAGGUGGCAAUCGUCAUUGUUGGCGAAUAGUUUGAAUCGCGAAAUAUUUAGGCUGUUCACGAUAAGGUGGUUAUCGGGUUAUGUGGUUAUGUGAUUAAGUAAACAACAACAAAAUGCGUUAUGACAAAAUAACCAAAGUUGACCAACCUAGGCCCUUGUUUACAGAUUAUGUGGUUGUUUGCUUAUUUCCAGUGUUAGAAAGUCGUUGGAAUUUUACUAAAUGGCAGCACAAAAAAUAAAUAAAACUAAGCGAAUGGCAUUUCCAUUUAGAUUUUCUUAUUGGAAAAUCUGCUAUUAACAGCUGUUUUUUGUUUACAAUCAGCAAAUUAUGCAAGAUGUCUGCAAAUUUUAUACAAAGCAUAUUUUGAACCCUUAAAAUUCGGAUUAUUUAAUAAGCACAUACCUUCAAUAAAGCCCAUUUCCUGAAUAGCAGAACUUAUUUUAAAUUCGAUUAUUUUGGUUUUUAAACUUUGUUUAGGCAUUUUAUAAGUUGGAAUUUCAUUGAACUAAAAUUGUAAACAAUGAACAGCUGUUUGUGUAAAAAUAAGCAAAUAACCAUACAACAUAGGGUGCUCACGGAGCAUAGACGUUAUUUUUAAACUAAUAAUCACAUAACCCGAUAACCACCUUACCGUGAACAGCCUAAUUGUACUGCACCGUAGAAACGAACAACUUCAGCGUGUUUCCGAGCUACACCGUAGUUAUGAUCAUACUUCUACGAAAUCUGAAGCCACAGACUUUGUGUAAUGCCACAAGACUUUCAGUCAAAAAAUUGUGGCCAAAUUUGAUUGAAGCAACAAUACUAAAUGGCAAGGCAGCAGGUGAAGUUGUACUCUUACCACGCAUUCCCAUAAUUCCAACGGACAUGCCGUUUGAAUUUAAGCGCUUGCAGUUCCCAGUACGUCUUGCCUUUGCGAUGACCAUCUACAAAUCGCAAGGGCAAACGUUUCAAGUGUGCAGCGUCAAUUUGGAAGAAUCGUGCUUCUCCCACGGUCAAUUGUUCGUCGCAUGCUAGAGGAUGGGAACACCAAGGUGCUUAUUUAUUUACGCGCCAGGUGGAAAAACCAAAAAUGUUAUAUACCAAUAUGUUUUAUAAGUAAGUAACAGUUUUACAACAAGAAAUAAAACACUAAGUAAAACCCCUUAAGAGUUUUAAUCGAUUUAGGUGUAGCGAAGCGCAUAGGGUAACAGCUAGUAUAGUAUAAGUUUAAUUUUAUAUUAUUUAUUGGUUUAUUCAAAUAACGUUCAACUUUAUUUUUUUCAGCUUUAAGUCGACUAUACUAUGCUGUUAAAUGUUAUACUCAUGAUACUAAAAAUGCAUCAGAGAACAGAACUGUUACGUAGGUGCCCAUUGCAGCUUACCUCCUCUCCUUCUUAAUGAGGGACGUGCUCGGUCCUGGAGAUAAUAUUAGUUGAUCUCCAAUGUUAAUAAAAGAAUAGCAGCUCAAUGUCAUUAAGAAAACAGAAUAUAGAGCGAUAAAAUAACGGUGUAGUAUCGUAGUAGUUGUUUGCUUCAUGCCGAAUGAUCUCUUAGUGGAAUACUUGUUCAAAUAAUUAUGAAAUAUAUGUAGAUUCAUUCUAGAGUAAGCGGUAGAUGUUUCAUACAAUUCAUCUUAAUUUUUAGAUUAAAUAUUGCCUAUUACAUUUUUAUAAUAUUUCCUUAAAAUUACUCGUAUAAUUCAAAAAUGUUUAACAAUAUUCAUUAGUUUAAGCACAAAAUGUUGACAGAAUAAAAGAAAUUUUGUGAAAUACUCGGUUUACAAUCAGUUGUA
This is a messenger RNA of Bactrocera dorsalis (oriental fruit fly), 6093 nucleotides long. RefSeq lists its product as uncharacterized. NCBI's taxonomy places the organism in Eukaryota, Metazoa, Arthropoda, Insecta, Diptera, Tephritidae. The coding region runs from base 3419 to 4351 and encodes 310 amino acids. The record is from RefSeq and is a predicted model, not a curated record. The transcript is spliced from 2 exons.